CCUCCUCCAGCCUCCAUCAGCCGCACAUGCUCAGAGCUCCAGCGCCGCGCUCCGCGUCUCCUGUGCGGCCUGUGCGUGCGGACCCGCCGCGGACACUCUCAUGCGCUCCUGCUAGCACACAUGCUCUCAUGGAGCUCGCGUCUCGUUUGCGUUUGAGUCCACCAUGCACUUUAGGAUUUCAAUAAGAUGUAUGUGUGUUUUGAGAUAAUCAUUUUGCUUCUCUCUGGCAACUUCUGCGCCUUCGUUUAUACUCAGGAUCCCUCCUGCUGCCAUCAUGCUGCAGAACUCUUUCCUCAGUGUAAAGGAGCAUGUGAACAGCUCUCGACCAUCAGAAGCGAAUCCCGUCUGAAGCACCUUCUCCAGCGUCUGCCCAGUUACUGCCCGGAGUCUUUGACUGAACUCUGGAUCUGCAUCAACAGCACAUUACCAGGGGCGUCAAAGAAGUCGGAUGGCUGGGUCGGGCUGGGCUGUUGUGAGCUGGCCAUCUCCGGCGAGUGUCGCAAGGACUGCAAACAGGCAUCGUCGAAAAAUGACAUCACAAAAGUAUGCAAGAAAGACACAGAGAAGCCACUCUACAGCUGUAUCACCAAAAAUGAAAUGGGCUCAGUAUGCUGCAGUUACGCAGGGAGACACACGAACUGCCGUGAAUACUGCCAGGCCAUCUUCCGCACAGACUCAUCGCCCACGGUCUCGCAGAUCAACGCUGUCAAAGAGUACUGCCAGAGCAUCAGUCCGCAGCUCAUCGGCUGUGUGGCCAACUACACCAAAUCCUACCCAAUCAGAAGCCCUAUCGACAGUUUGUACUGCUGUGACCGGGCGGUGGAGGCUCACUGUCAGAUGGCCUGUAAGCGUAUCCUGCGCACCAUGACCACCGAGCAGGAGAUCAUGGAGGGUCUGAUCACAGAAUGUGGCAGUCAGCCGCUCCCGCAGGACCCGCUGUGGCAGUGCUUCUUGGGUAGCGCGCACCCUCCCACCCAAACCGAUCCCGAAUCCCCACCUAUCGCCAAGAUGGACUGCGCUAAACUGCAUUGCUGCUCGAAAGCCAACACAUCCCACUGCAGGAAUAUGUGUCUGGAGAUCAGCACCAACUGGGGCACUCAGACAUGGCAGGAGUUUGACCAGCAUUGUGAAUAUAACCCUGUUGAGAUGGACCUCAUCACCUGCCUGGCUGACGUGAGGGAGCCGUGCCAGUUAGGCUGCAAAGAUCUGACCUACUGCACCAACUUCAACAACAGGCCGACUGAGCUGUUUCGGAGCUGUAACGUUCAGUCAGACCAGGGCGCCAUGAAUGACUUCAAACUCUGGUCCAACGGAACCAUCAAGAUGCCCUUCAUGAACAUCCCAGUGCUGGACAUCAGGAAAUGCCGGCCGGAGAUGUGGAAGGCUGUAGCCUGUGCCCUGCAGAUCAAACCCUGCUACAGCAAGUCCAGAGGGAGCGUCAUCUGCAGGUCGGACUGUGUGGAUAUCCUGAGCCAGUGCGGCGACCGGAAGCGCUUCCAUGAAGGACAGACGCCGGAGCGCAUCUGUGACCUGCUGUCGCCCACCGACGAUCCGGAGCGCUGCAUCCCGCUGCAGAGAUACCUCACUCCCAGUCCCUUUGACAACAUCAUUGAAGAAGUCAUCCAUCCCUGCAACCCCAACCCGUGUCCCAGCAAUCACCUCUGCGAGGUCAACAGGAAAGGCUGCCAUCCCGGACAAGACUGCCUGCCGUACUUCUGCGUGCCUGGCUGUAAACUCGGGGAAGCGUCGGAGUUCCUGGUGCCCAUGGACGCCCGUAUCCAAGUGCCCACGAGGAGCGGACAGGUGGGCUGCUACGAGGUCUGCACCUGCGGUCAGAGCGGCCGGCUGGAGAACUGCGCUGAGAUGCCAUGCUUCGACACCACCAAGACCUGCCUCAUCGCAGGACAGCGCAAGACUCACGGUUCGUCGUUCCGGCUCGACUGUCAGCCCUGCUCCUGCUUCGCCGGCGAAAGCAUCUGCUCGUCCCGCCAGUGUCUGCGCUCCGACGGCUCCGACGAGGACCGCCGGCUCUUCACAGGUCUUCCCUGCGGCUGUGCGGAUCAUUUUGUGCCGGUGUGUGCCGGGAACGGGCGCACGUAUCCCAGCGCGUGUGUGGCACGCUGCGUCGGCUUCAGAGACAAUCAGUUUGUGUUCGGCUCGUGCAGAAGCAUCGAUCCCUGCCUGCCGAACCCCUGCCCGAGGAACCUGAGGUGUAUCCCCAAGCGUCAGGUGUGUUUGACGGACCUGUCAGACUAUCCCUGCCCACAGUACGAGUGUGUGACCCGCCCGUCCGGCUGUGACCAGAACCAGCUGGAUCCGGUUUGUGACACAGAGAACCUGGAGCACGCCAACCUGUGUCUGCUGCAGCUGCGGAGCAAGAGCCUGGCGUACAGCGGACACUGUCAGGACGCCUGCAGGAGGUCCAGGGAAGUGUGCGGCCACAACGGAGAGACCUACAGUACGGUGUGCGAAGCCUUCUCAGACCGUGUGGCCGUGGACUAUCAGGGCCGCUGUCAUGCGGUCGGGGCCGUGUCGGAGUUCACGUCUGACUCGGGCUGUAACGCCGUACCGUGUGCUCCUCUGUCCACCGACGGCUGCCGUCCCGUCACUCCACCGGGCGCCUGCUGUCCGGUGUGUGCAGGAAUGCUGCAGAUCCUCUGGAACAAAGCGCAGAUGAACAUCUUCGCCAAGCUGAACCGAAAUCAGCCGGUGACGCUGCAUGACAUCCUGAAGAUCCUGCGGCUGCACAUCUCUGUUCCUCAGUGCGACAUCUUCGGCUAUCUGAGCAUCGACUCCGAGAUCAUCAUCCUCAUCGUGCCGGUGGAUCAGCAGCCGACGCCACUGCAGAUUGAAGCUUGCAGUAAAGAGGCAGAGAAGAUCGACUCGCUCAUCAACUCCGGCAGCCCGACGCUGGUGUCCCACGUGCCUCUGUCUGCCUUCCUGCACUCGGAGGUCGAGCUCUCCACCAUCACCUUCGCGGCGGCCGACUCCCUCUCUCUCUCCCUCUGUGUCUUCUUCUCCUCUCUCCUCCUGUCCUUCACAGGGACCCCCUUUUCCUCCUAACCCGUUGCCUCGCAACACUACCGCCUGUUUGACCUCUGACCUUCCAAGGUCACCUGACAGGAAACUGUUCCAGUCGACGAUGACGAUUACGCUGCAAACUGUCAAGGACAAUCAAAUUCAGCAUCAGCAGAUGGACGUUUUUUCCACUAUUAUGGACCUUCUCAAAAGGAAGCUGUUUCGCAAGGUCAAGAGAAACAGGAAAUGGAAGAAACAGGAGCGCAAGAGACAGAUGUCGAGUUCAGACGAUUGCUGCUUUUAGAUGUCUCACGGACCCAAUUACUCAAGCACAUAUCAGCUUUCUGUGGAAGCCUGUUUUCACAAUGGAAUGAAGAAAUUUAAAAGGUGAUUGCGACUUUUUAUCUCACAGUUCUGACUUUUUUCUUGCAAUUCUGAGAUUAUAUUUCAGAACUGAGAGUUAAAAAGUCGCAAUUGCGAAAAGUCAAAAUUGUGAGUUGAAGUCGCAAUUGCAGGAAAAAUUCAUAAGUGAAUUGCAUGAAAAAGUCAGAAUUGUGAGAUAAAAAAUGCGUUUUCAAAAUCGCAAUUACAAGAAAAAAGU
Megalobrama amblycephala (Wuchang bream) is the source of this 3619-nucleotide messenger RNA. It is a transcript of the gene reck, whose product is annotated as reversion-inducing-cysteine-rich protein with kazal motifs. The record is from RefSeq and is a predicted model, not a curated record. Bases 187 to 3063 code for a protein of 958 amino acids. Lineage: Eukaryota; Metazoa; Chordata; Actinopteri; Cypriniformes; Xenocyprididae. Gene Ontology annotation, molecular function: metalloendopeptidase inhibitor activity; protein binding. Gene Ontology annotation, cellular component: plasma membrane. The transcript is spliced from 21 exons. Gene Ontology annotation, biological process: sprouting angiogenesis; blood vessel maturation; extracellular matrix organization.